Suillus bovinus is the source of this 2022-nucleotide messenger RNA. RefSeq names its product vacuolar DHA amino acid exporter. Gene Ontology annotation, biological process: transmembrane transport. The record is from RefSeq and is a predicted model, not a curated record. NCBI's taxonomy places the organism in Eukaryota, Fungi, Basidiomycota, Agaricomycetes, Boletales, Suillaceae. The transcript has 10 exons. Gene Ontology annotation, molecular function: transmembrane transporter activity. The coding region runs from base 253 to 1869 and encodes 538 amino acids.
UUGAAAAUCUUGGAACAUCCCUGCCCGGAAUUCUCUCUCAACAAUUUCCGGCUGUGGAUGGCCAAGCUCGAUGACCGUCACGCAAAGGUGCGCACACGGUGCAUCUUUCGGUAGCCGUCUUGUCAUACCAGCUACCAUUGGGAUGUACUCGGGAGAGCGUAAUAUGAUCUUGUGAGUGACUCCUUUGACUCUAUAAGAAGUGAUACGUUUUGCGUCAGAGGCUACCAACUUCCACUGCUUCAUGUGCAACUCAUGGCCACUGUGACUGCUACAAAAGUGAUUCCUGUGUCUGAACCCAAAUCACUACCACAUAACUCUCAUGUCAAACCGUCCCCUGGCACUCAAGAUACAAUCGAUAUAGAACAUGUUCCAGUCGACGACGAUCCACGUCAAUGGAGUUAUGCCAGAAAAACCGUAACCCUAUGCAUCGUGUCCCUGGCCACAAUGGUGUCUGCGUUGGCGGGUAACAUUCAAAAUCCCUCGAACAUUCUGAUAAAAAAUGAUCUACAUGCGACAAAUAAUCAGAUUAGCUGGACAUUAGCGGCGUUCAUACUCAUACAAGGCAAUUUCCCACUAAUAUGGAGCGCCGUGGCCGAGAUUACAGGCCGUAAGGUCGUCUAUCUGCUGUCCUCGGCUUUAUUUGUAGUAGGGAGUGCUAUCCUAGCACUUUCAAAGACCAUCGAAGUGAUGAUCGCCAUGCGAGCGCUUCAAGCAGCAGGGUCAAGCGCUUUCUUGUCUAUUUCAGCUGCGACCCUGGCCGAUAUUUACGAUACUCACGAACGCGGGACCAUGAUGGGCGUCUUCUAUGCUGCACCACUUUUAGGGCCCGCGCUCGGCCCUGUGAUCGGAGGGUUAUUAUCACAGGGCUUCAACUGGCGUGCAAGUUUCUACUUUCUGCUGAUCUGUGGAGUAAUCAUCUUCCUCUUCUUCCUCAUCCUGUUCAAGGACACAUAUCGAUGUGAACGAAGUCUCACGUAUUGUUCUGCCCUACAACGACGUUCUGCCUCCCAGGAACCUGUUCGGCGUCUCAGCCAGUCUACCAUCGCAGCAUCUGAGUUCGGCGAGAACAAAACGCACGACAACGAUCUUGAGAAGCAGUCCCAACACCCAGUUGUUCCAGAGAAGAUUCCAUCCGCGACGCCUAUACCAGGGCCGGACAAGAUUAGGCUAUCAAUCAAGGACAUUAAUCCUUUUCCACCAUACUUUCAAAUUUUGUCACGAAAGAACAACGUUCUAAUUCUUACUGUUAAUGGACUUAUCUUCGGUUUCAACUAUUGCCUAUCAUACUCAUGCGAACGCACUCUCGCCAAUGUGUAUGGUUAUAACGCGCUAAGCGUUGGCUUGGUCUUGCUUUGCCUUGGCAUCGGGAGUGUCGCUGGGAGUAUAAUUGGUGGGCGUUGGUCUGACCGGGUGGUUGGGAGAAUGAAGAAAGCGAAUGGAGGACAGUGGUAUGCAGAAAUGCGAUUAGAGAGCGCAAAACUGGCAAUGCCAUGGAUACCUCCAUUUAUCAUCGGUUAUGGUUGGGCGUGCGACAAGCAUCUCAACGUGGCUGUCAUUUGUUCGAUGCUUGUCCUUGUUGGAUUCACAUCAAUAUGGAUGUACGCAAGCACAUUAUCGUACCUCGUCGAUGCCAACCCUGGUCGCUCGGCCGCAGCGGUGGCCACAAAUAGCUCAUUCCGAGGAUCCCUGGCUUUUGUUUCAGUCAUGGUUGCUGUGCCGCUUCAAAACGCUUGGGGAGACGGCAUAUUGUUCACGGCAUGGGCUUGCCUCUUGGGUGCUGCAGAAUUCCUGAUUAUAAUAGUGGUGCACAAGGGAGAAUCGUGGCGCAAGGAGAAUGACGAAAAUGAGCGUAAAAUGUUAAGCAAAUGAAUAUUCAUGUUUUUAUAUUGUUAAAUAGAUACGAGCAUGCAGGGCAAGCCCAUCUAGUUAGUUGCAGAGUAAUAUAUAUGUACUUCCAUCUGAAAUGAAAUAUUUAGGCUACUUAGAUCAUACUGUCCAAAUAAAAUGGAAAUUUCUUUCGUG